AUGAAUAGAUACUAUUCACUUGAAUUCAACACUGAUGCGAUCCCUUCAAAUGAUAGCAUCCACUGUCAUACUUAUGGGUGCAGAACGCAAGUUGCAUGCUUCAACGAUUAUUUUCCAAUGUCUCGAUUAGGAGAACUAGGGCUCUUUGAUAGGGUGUUUAAUGUUCAUGUACCAGACAAUGCGAGUUAUCAUCAACCCGAAAUUGGAACUACCGUAGCCAAAGCUUACUGUUGCCAAUGUAGAAAGAUGAUCGGAUGGAAAAUUAUUGGAGUCCCCGGACAGCACACGUAUGUUAGAGAAGGAAGAUUCUGUAUGAAAUUGGACAAGCUUACUUUUUCUAAUCAUAUACCGUUACUUCGUUCAAUCGAGGAACAAAUUGAGAGAAAUGCAGAUCAAGAUGGAGACGCAGCUGGUCAAGAUUUAGGUGUUAAUGAGAAAAAUGAUGGAGACUCUAAUGAACAAGAAUUGGGCGCUAAUGAGAAAUAUGAUAAUCAAGAUGGAGGCAGUAAUGAUCAAGACGGAGGCGCUCCAAUGAACUGA
This is a messenger RNA of Solanum stenotomum, 540 nucleotides long. RefSeq lists its product as uncharacterized. The record is from RefSeq and is a predicted model, not a curated record. NCBI's taxonomy places the organism in Eukaryota, Viridiplantae, Streptophyta, Magnoliopsida, Solanales, Solanaceae. The coding region runs from base 1 to 540 and encodes 179 amino acids. The transcript has 5 exons.